AUGAAGAUUACUGUGGAUUUCGAGGAAUGUCUCAAGGAUUCUCCCAGAUUCAGGGCAAUCAUCGAGGAGGCGGAGAGCGACGUCUGUGAGCUCGAGUCCAAACUAGACAAGCUGGUGAAACUGUGCAUUGGGAUGAUCGACGCUGGAAAGGCGUACAACACGGCCAACAGGCAGUUUGUGAGCGGGAUUCGGGAGUUGGCGCAGCAGUCUGCCAAAGAUGAUGUGAUCGAGUCCAGUCUGAACAAGUUUGCAGAGAAUCUUCAAGAGAUGAUCAACUAUCACUCAAUUUUAUUCGACCAAGCACAACGAUCAAUCAAAUCACAACUGCAGGCUUUCAUUCGAGAGGACCUUCGGAAAUUCAAAGAAGCGAAGAAACAGUUCGACAAAGUGAGCGAGGAGAAAGAAGCAGCCCUGUCCAAAAAUGCCCAGGCGCCUCGAAACAAACAGCACGAGGUGGAGGAGGCCAGCACCACCCUCAACGCCACGCGCAAGUGUUUCCGCCACAUCGUCCUGGACUAUGUCCUGCAGAUUAAUGUGCUGCAGUCCAAGAGACGAUCAGAAAUCCUCAAAUCGAUGCUGUCCUUCAUGUACGCCCACCUGACCUUCUUCCAUCAAGGCUAUGAUCUGUUCAGUGAACUACAACCCCUCAUGAAACAACUGACCGGACAGCUGGAUCAGCUGGUGGUCGACUCCGCAAAAGAGCGGAAAGAUAUGGAGAUGAAACACUCGACUAUUCAGCAGAAGGACUUCUCGAAUGACGACACCAAGCUGGAGUACAAUGUGGAUGCAGAGAAUGGGAUCGUCAUGGAGGGAUAUCUGUUCAAGAGGGCCAGCAAUGCCUUCAAAACCUGGAACAGGCGGUGGUUCUCAAUUCAGAAUAAUCAGCUAGUGUACCAAAAGAAAUUUAAGGAUAACCCUACGGUUGUGGUGGAGGACUUGAGGUUAUGCACCGUCAAACACUGCGAGGACAUCGAGCGCAGAUUCUGCUUCGAAGUGGUUUCUCCAACAAAGAGCUGUAUGAUGCAAGCAGACUCUGAAAAACUCAGACAAGCCUGGAUCAAAGCCGUCCAAAACAGCAUCGCCACAGCCUUCAGAGACAGAGCAGAGGACGCAGAGAAGAUGGAUGGGAAGUCGUCCACGUCGCCGGUCAGCCUGGACGCGGCCGGCGAGGUGAAGGAGAGGAGUCUGAAGGGCGAGAGCGCGCUGCAGAGGGUCAUGGCCAUCGGCGGGAACAGCGUCUGCUGUGACUGUGGUCAGCCGGAGCCGUGCUGGGCCAGCAUCAACCUGGGCAUCACGCUCUGCAUCCAGUGCUCGGGCAUACACAGGAGUCUCGGCGUUCAUUUCUCGAAGGUCAGGUCUCUGACGCUGGACACGUGGGAGCCUGAGCUGCUCAAGCUGAUGUGUGAGCUGGGAAAUGGUGUCAUCAAUCAGAUCUACGAGGCUCGGCGGGAAGAAUUAGGAGCCAGGAAACCACAACCAGGAGAUCCCAGGCAAGAGGUGGAGGCCUACAUCAAAGCCAAGUACGUGGAGCGCAGGUUUGUGCGGAGACGCCUCGAAGACGAGAUCAGACAGAAGGUUUUAUCUCUGAGUCAACAGCACAAACGUCUCAGCGGCUGCUCUGCCAGAGCACCGUCAGCGUCUGCUUCCUCAGUGAACCACGAGUCUCUCUUCUGUGUAGAUGAGCUUGAUUCGCUCUUCUCCUACUUUAACUCCUCCGCCAGACCCUGCUGUCAUGGCCCAGAGCUGCACAUCUCCGAGCCUCAGGAGGAGGGCUGUGGGAGAGGUGUGGGGGUGUCCUCCGAGCCUCAAGAGGGGGCGUCCUGCACGCCGUCACCGGGCCUGCAGCUGUACUGGGCCUCUUUCUGCCGCAGUCUGCCGGACAUGGCCGAAGCUCUUGCUCAUGGAGCAGGAGUCAACUGGACCCACGCUGACGAGCAGAACAGGACGCCGCUCAUAAUGGCUGUGCACGGGGGGUCUCUGGUCACGUGUGAGUUCCUGCUCCAGAAUUCAGCCAGUGUCAACCAGCAGGACAGUCUGGGCAGAGCACCUCUCCAUCACGCCACUAUCCUGGGCCACACGGGGCAAGUGUGUUUAUUUCUAAAACGGGGAGCCAAUCAGAACGCAGCGGAUGUGGAGAAUCAGACGCCGCUUUCAAUCGCCGUCCAGGCAGCUAACGCUGAUAUUGUCACGCUGCUUCGGCUGGCCAAGAUGAACGAGGAGAUGCGUGAUUCAGAAGGAGAUGAGACGUACCAGGACAUCUUCCAAGACUUCUCGCAGAUGGCAUCAAACGACCCUGACAAGCUCAACCGCUACUGAGCAGGUUCACACCACAACAACCUCCUUCUGAACUGCAAUUUGGGAUUGUUUUUUUUUUUAUUGCUAGGUUUUGUCUUAAUUGACGAUUUUUUUAAUGAAAUCAAUGUCAUUGACACUUGCAUUUUUAUUGUAAUUGUAGAUUUAAUUGAUGAAUCCAUUGGCUGUAUCUAUACGGAUUAUCAGAUGAAUGUGUGUUAUGUAAUGUUUGAGCCGUAGGGCUUCAUUUAUGAGACGUGCUGAAUGAAUUUGUGUUCGUAAAUGCAGUUGGUUUUUACAAACAGAUUGGUUCUGCUCGUGUUUAGCAAAUGAGGUGUUUUUAGCUAAAUAGCACGUUUUGGUAAACUGCAAUGGUGUCUGGUUGUAGAGCGAGGUUACAUAAUAUCAAUUAUGAAAACUAUUCUUUCAUUAAGUCGUGUACUUGUUCAUUUUUGAAAGAGAAAAUCUUGUGAAAACUGGAUUUAGCAUGAAUGCCCCACUUUCUUUAUAUGUCCAAACAGUAUAGAAAUGAAACCAUGGUGUAAGGGGUGUAAAUUGUGUAUAUUCUGUACAUAUGUCAUCUUGGGCUGGGACAUUGUUUUUUUUUUUUUUGUGGUACUUCAAAUGUUGUAAUAAGCUUGAUUUGUUUUUGAUGUGUUUUAUUUUUUGCCCCUGUAUUCAUUCUGUAAUCAUCUCUGUAUGAUCCAUGCAGUUUUUACGAUUUUAUCCACUGCCAAUAUCUGACUGAAAAUAUAUUAUAAAUUGUUUUCGCUAUAAU
Messenger RNA from Carassius auratus (goldfish), 3070 nucleotides. Its product is annotated as arf-GAP with coiled-coil, ANK repeat and PH domain-containing protein 2. The record is from RefSeq and is a predicted model, not a curated record. Bases 1 to 2316 code for a protein of 771 amino acids. Gene Ontology annotation, molecular function: GTPase activator activity; protein binding. The transcript is spliced from 23 exons. Gene Ontology annotation, cellular component: cytoplasm. NCBI's taxonomy places the organism in Eukaryota, Metazoa, Chordata, Actinopteri, Cypriniformes, Cyprinidae.